UUUAAAAUGAAUGUAGAACAAUUAAUAAGUGAAGUUUUUUCUCGGCCGGCUUUGUGGGAUCAGAAAAAUAAAUGUUAUCAUAACCGUGUUUUAGUGGAAAAGCUAUGGAUGUCCGUUGCUUCAGAAAUGAAAAUACCAAAGGAAGACUUAAAAAAAAAUGGAAGUAUUUACGCGCUCAAUUUCGAUGGGAAGUACGCAAAAUUCCAACUCCAAAAUCGGGGGAUGCCGCAUCACAAAUUACUUCGAGUUGGCCUUAUUUCAAUUCUCUACUGUUUUUAAAGGACCAAAUGAAAUACAGAAAUUUAAGUGGUAAUUUAAAAGCGUCAAGUGCAAAAGCUACCCAAGAAGAGGUUAAAUAUGAAGAAGAAAUUGAAGAUAUUCUCAACACUUCACAAGUCGAAGAAACAAGAGAUCUGUGCGACAAUGACGAGUUCAGCUGUGAAGUUCCAUCGAAAAAAAAAAAUACCUCUAACAGCACUGCCCAAUUGUUGGAAAUUGAAAAAAGAAAAUUGGCACUGCUGGAAAAUAAAAAAAUGGAAAAAAAGACUGUAUUGGAUGAAGAUGAAGCAUUUUUUGUAACACUUUUGCCGCAUAUUCGGAAGUUGGACCCAGAGAAUAAAUUUCUGUGUCGAAUGGAAAUGCAAAAUGUACUUUAUAAAUACGUGUAUGCAAAAGUUAAAAAUAUGCCCACACUGUCCAAUGAAACUUCAAGAUACGCGCCUUUGUCUUCACCAAUCAGCGUUUCUUCUGAAAGCUACCAGAUAAAUUCUUUAGACCUUAGCAUAACUCCUUGUUUUCAACCGAUCUCAUUUACCUCAGUUGAAGGUACAAAUAUACCAUCAACUUCAUCAUCAUUGGUUUCAGACCAAAAUACAAUGGAAACUGUAAUUUAUUCAUCUUUAAACUCCUCUUAA
Molecule: messenger RNA, 914 nt
Organism: Bactrocera dorsalis (oriental fruit fly)
Lineage: Eukaryota; Metazoa; Arthropoda; Insecta; Diptera; Tephritidae
Exons: 2
Coding region: 105-914 (269 amino acids)
Molecular function (GO): DNA binding
Source: RefSeq, a predicted model, not a curated record